UAAAUCAGCGCUACCUAGUUGUUAGUGUCUAAGGAAUCAGCAGGAGCACCAUGCGUCGUAUAUAGAAAGAGGCAAAUAUUAAGGAAAUACCUUCGAAUCAGAUCGGGAACAUUCCAUAAGGAAUCGCUGCUCAAAGUGCCAUAAAAAUCGUUCGUCCGUCUGAUCCCAUCUACUCGCAGCGAAACGAAAAUCGAAGGCGGCAAGCGGAAGUAUAAAAAGAGAUGUUAGAACAGUUUCUAUGCCACCAAUAAUAGUGCUAAUCUAUUAAAAAAAAACUGUGCAUUUAUUUGAAGACGAAGACUUUAAGGAUUAAAAACGGCGUGCUUUCGUUGUCUCAAUAUGAAUUUUGUGCGGGGUAAAGUGAGCAGACAAAAAAAGAGAUACCAGGAAGAUGGGUUCGAUCUAGAUCUAUCAUGUAUCCUUUUUCUACCAAAAAAAAAAAACUGUGCUUUUUCCAUUAUUUUUCCUUAAUAACACUGCAGAUAUCGAUAGGCAGAUUAUCGCCAUGGGGUAUCCGGCUACUAAAGUCGAAGGCCUAUACAGGAAUCCAAUGGAUGAAGUAUCUAGGUUUUUAAAUUCAAAGCACAAGGAUAAGUACAAAGUGUACAACUUGUGUAGCGAAAGUAGACGACAGUACUGUGAAAGUAAUUUUGAAAAUCGAGUAGAAAAUAAAUAUAGGUUUAAUGAUCAUAAUCCACCUCCUUUUAAAAUAAUUGAAGAAUUUUGCGCGGACGUCUCUUCAUGGUUAAAUGAUGACGAAGAAAGAAUUGUUGCUGUGCAUUGCAAAGCUGGAAAGGGAAGGACUGGAACAAUGAUAUGCUGCUAUUUGUUGUAUAAAAUGUAUGAAAUGUUAUUGAAAGAUAUAGAUGGUGAUUUAGAAGGCAUUGAUGCCCAGAAAGCUAUGAAAGAAUAUGACGAAGCUAGAACGGAAGAUAAAAAAGGAGUAACCAUACCCUCACAACGUCGAUAUAUAACCUAUUUUUCCCAAUAUUUGCGGAAUCAUCUGUAUUCAAUAAGACAGUUAAGCCUUGUGAACAGUACAUAUAAAUAUGAAAAGAUUAUAUACCAUUUGAAAGCUAUUCGUUUUAAUGCGAUACCUAACUGUGGCAAAGUAACGCAAGCAGGCGGUGCAUUUGUUCCACAAAUUGCAGUCAAGAGAGUUUCAGAAAGCAGUCCUGAUCAGUUUAUAGGAAUAGUAGAAAAAUUUCCUGACAGUAACGUAAAGAGAACGGAUUGUGGAGUUUAUUUGACAUUUAAUAAAGAAAUACUCGUACAUGACGAUGUUUUAAUUGAGGUUGUGAAUAAAACAUCUUUUGGUAAAGAAAAACUAUUCCAUUUCUGGUUUAACACAUUUUUUGUUGGACAAGAAACUUGUGCAGUUAGUGAUCGUUUUAAUAGUUCAAUUGAAGAAGAAAGAAAUGGGAUAUCCACACCCAAGAGGACUUUUACGGAUCCUCAUAAUAAGCAUAAGUGUAGUGCCUGUGAAUGUGAUUCUACUGAAAAAUAUCCUUUCCUGGAUAUACCUCUCUCAGAAUUGGAUAGAGCCUACAAAGAUAUACAACAUAAGAUAUACCCUGCCUACUUCAAGGUACGACUCUUCUUGGAAAAAUGUAAUACCAAUAGUUCUGACCAUCAACCUGACAGGGCUUCUGCGGCUCAAAUCGAAGAAGUAACAGAUGACACAGCUACAGCCAGCGAUUUAAGCGAUGACUAG
Dimorphilus gyrociliatus is the source of this 1714-nucleotide messenger RNA. The record is from the annotation of a GenBank genome assembly. NCBI's taxonomy places the organism in Eukaryota, Metazoa, Annelida, Polychaeta, Dinophilidae.